Molecule: messenger RNA, 903 nt
Organism: Helobdella robusta
Lineage: Eukaryota; Metazoa; Annelida; Clitellata; Rhynchobdellida; Glossiphoniidae
Exons: 6
Coding region: 1-903 (300 amino acids)
Source: RefSeq, a predicted model, not a curated record
AUGGCGGAUUGGAGUCCCAGCAUCCAGGAGUAUGUUGUAGCGCAGGCGUUCUUCGUUUUGACAAUAAAUUCCGCCAUCUAUGAACAUUCCAAGUGCAAAAAGUUGUUCAAACUAAGGCUUCUGCUGUUCGUGUUCGACAUCACGUUGGUAUUCUCGAAAGCCGAAGUUGAGUGGGGUGAAGAGUUCGACUUCGCCUGCUUAGCCAAUGUGUCGCCCAUGAAAGGAGACACCCAGAUAAUAAAAAUAAACAUGUACAUCGUAGUUCCAGAUGUGGCAGAGAUACUCGUGACGUGCGGCGCUGAUUUAAGAUGCUUAUUUUAUCAAGGGUUGAAUGCUACCGUGAAUAAUAGCAGCUCUCUUACCUGCGGCAUCAAUGGCUCGGCUGGGGAUAUCGGCUUCAAUUACUCCAUCUCCAGAGUUUACCCAUUCAAAUUCCAGAAGAUAACGGAAAUAAGAUUUAACAAAAUAAAGCUAUGCGUGAACAAGAGGACGACCUUCAGAUGCACUUCAAUCGCACACCCGCCAGCCACUGUCGAAAGAAUCACCUGCUCGCAUGUCAACUCAACCACAGUCAUCAGUGGAGGGGCCGAGCUUUUCUACACGACCAAAAAUGACACGAUAACUUUCAUUCGUUUUGGUGUUUAUACAUGCACGUGCUCCCUGAAGAAUGAAGUAUACGAAGAUAAGAGACUGUCCAGUCGUGAAACAUCUAGGAAAUUAAAAGUCUUCGCCCCAAACUGCUGUCGCACCUCAGAACGCAAGGCAUCUAAACACGGAAAAUUAGGUCGCACCUCAGAACGUAAGGCAUCUAAAUACAGAAAAUCAGAGCGGAUCUCAAGACCCAUCUGCUUGCAAAAUUUAUUGAGAAGCGAUGUUGAACAUCGCGAAAAUAGCGUUUUAUAA